Amoebophrya sp. A120 is the source of this 4154-nucleotide messenger RNA. The record is from the annotation of a GenBank genome assembly. Lineage: Eukaryota; Dinophyceae; Syndiniales; Amoebophryaceae.
AGGUUUCUACGACGUCGAACCCAAAGGUAGAUCUAGCACAGUUUUUGGUUGGUAGAUUGAGUACAAAAAGAACACCUACCUCAAUUUAAUCACCAACUUUCAAUCGCAUACCGUCAGCGUGCAUUAGAAUCGCGCUCCACCUCGAGCUGCAACUCGGUGGAGAUGUUUCAUCCUGAAAAAGCAGCAGGUGACCCCCACCUCGCAGCGGAAAAAGCGAAGGGGCUCGUCGAUGCCUUCUCGUCCCGAGGAAACUGCCCCCCUCGGCGUGGCGGAACCUCUUGCGGAGCUUCUGGUCGUCCCCGAGCUCGACCUGUUUUGAUGCUGGUCUACGCCACUGCAGCACAGCUUUUUCCCGGGGGGUUCUACUUGCAAGGUUCCCUUGCCCUGUUUCGCGGUAGAAGAGGCACCACGUCGGCGGCGCAGGGCAAAACAGCGAGAAAAAAUUCCCCCUCUUUGCUGGGGCGGAGCACGACCACCAAGGGGGACCUGGAGGGGGGGAAAAAGAACGUCGUGGGCAGUAGUCGUGGGACAAAAAUGUUGAUGUCACGACCUGUGGAUGAUGAUGAUGAAGCAGAGUUGGAAAAAGACGGUGACCACCGGGAUGAGGAAAUAGAUCCCAGUCAUUUAUUGGCCGCCGCUUCUGUGGAACAAACACCAACACGGAAGGGCAAAUUCUUGCAGCUCUUCCGCGGGACGAGGGAGAACAAAGGGAUGAACCAACCGAGUAAACGCGAUCAAAAGACCACGUUCUUGCAGUCCAGAGCGUCUUCGACGCACGAGCAGAAGCAACGGAAGAAAGUCCUCCGCAGCGGAAGUACCUCCACAAGAACCUCCAAAGCAGGGAAGACAGCGCAGCAGCUGGACAGCACAGCGAGCUCGCGCAGGAGGAGGAGCGCGCGCAGGAGGCGACGGAGCGCCGGGUCACGCGAUUUCGGGACGCACGAGGAAGAUUACGGCGACUCUGACCACCCGGAAAUCAAGUACGAGUACUCGUGCAAAUACCACGCGACGAAGUACAGAGAUGCGGCCACCGACGCCAGAUACAAUACGAUGAUGGCCGUCUACACCACUCUGAAUUACAUUGACACUUCGAACAUGGGGCUCCUGGACCCGAGGGUCGAGACCGUGGAAAAUUGGGUCGCGGACCCGUUGGACCGGGUCUUCAUUCUGCUGCUGCCGGAGCACCAGCAGGGGGGCGCGGAAAUUCGCAAGUACACCAAGAGACUGUGCGAGAACUGGGCGGACUAUUUUGACGAGAAAGAGCUUGGUGACGGGGACGGCGAACCGAAGAUCGAGCUGGGAAAGGACAGCGAUACGCACAUCGUGGUCCCCCUGUUUCGGUCCUACAAGGACAAAAAAAACGGCGAAUUCUUUUGGGGCGACGAGUCGGAGACGGAUUAUGGGCACGACGACAACUUGUUUGGUGUCAACCACGGGUAUCGCUCGACCAACCCGGUCCCGGGGGACGACAUCCAAGUUACCUCCUUUGAAAUGCUGGACACACUGGUAACACGGCUGAUCCCUCGCGUGAAAAAGCAGAUCGUGGUGGUGGGACGAGCGGGGCAACGGUGGGCGUUGAUGAGCCGCAUUCCGCUGGACACCCUGCAGGGAGACACGGGUCACGUGAAUCGCAUCGAUGUUUUGUUCGGGCAGGAGAAUUCCUACGGCUAUUUGGACAACCUACGGACUACGGCUCAUUGGAAAGGAGGGAAUUGCCGCGGUCCGAAUAAGGCAUCCGGCAACUGCGGGGAGCCAACUGAUAACGAGUGGACGACCGAGUUGCAAGAGACGGUUCCGAACGUGCUCUGGACCGCGUUGGCCGACAAGGCGGGGGAAGCAGAGUUUUUGCUGCAGGGUAAAGAAGAAGACUACCUGCUUCAGCCGCCGGAUGGGCUGCUGCCGUCGCAGUCGCAAGCAAACGUUGCUGCGUACUUGAAAAACGAGGUCUUCUCCCGGUUCAGAAUCCACAUGACGGUGGACGUGAAUGAUCGUUGCCUGAGUCUGGAGGACCACCCGGUGGCUGCGUUUCGAAAGGUCUAUACAGACUCGAACACGUUGGGGGUCUUUCACAAGCACUACCUGUUCGAAGACGAUUUCUGUGACGAUUCCGAAGAUUUCGUUCACGACCGCAACGACGCAACCCGGCUGGCCUUUUCCCAGGGGUUUCACCGGUUCCAACGUGCGAAGUCGUUUCAAUUUUGGAUGAAAAAACACCUGGACACGACCAACAUGCAGAAUGUCGAAGAUGACCACUUUGUCAUUCAUGACUGCGAUGCGGAAUUUGGCAAGGGCAGCGCCUCCAAGUGCCGCCACACGGAGAGCUUCAUAAAACGGGCAGCGCGGCGAAUCGCCCAGGGAGAGUACGGCCCGGUCAAAUUGGACGAGUACAGCCCAGACUCGGAGGCGGACGAAGCGGGCGCGCAAGAAGAACUGAAGGCGCUGGAGGGGUUGAGAGAGGACGCGGACAACUCGUUGGACGUCGCCGUGGAUGCGAAGGACGCGGCCGAAGACGCAAAUACUAUCGCGCAAACGCAGAAGGAAAACGCCGAGUCCCACCGGGGCGAGGCGCAGAAGGCUGGCGCUUCGGCGGCCGAGGCGGCGGUCUCGGCUACAAGGGCCGAGACGGCGGCGGACGCGGCGGGUGAGGCAAUGAGAGCGGCGGAGACGGCCCGGCAGGAGGCCGUGGAGGCUGCAGCCGCUGUGGAAACUGCGGCCAAAACAGCGGCGGACAGGGGAGUAAUGCUGGAGAUAUACUCUGCGAGUGCCCUGUACAAUGAAUUGCUCCAAACAGUGGAAGAUGUGCGCACCAUCGCGCAGACCGCGGCCACGGUCAAGGCUGACGCGGAGAAAGCAGCGAACGAUGCCGAAGCUGCGCAUGCAGCCGCAACUGCCGCAGCACAGGCUGCGAGGGCCGCCGCGAACAGUAAGGACGGUGGAUCUGCCGACGGCGCAGGUUCGGAGGUGCUGGAGGAGCUGGGCAACCUGGAAACACAGGCUAAACAGGCGCUGGCUGACGCCAGAGCCGCCAAGGGCGCAGCCGAUGCUGCGGACACUACCGCGCAAGCGAAGAGGGCAGAGGCGGAAGAUGCCAGCGCGGAGGCACAGAAGCUGGAACUUUCGGUGAGCCAGGCGGCUGCUUUUGUCUCACAGGCCGAAGCGGCGGUGGACGAAGCGCGCGUCGCAAAAACAGCGGCGGUGAAUGCGACGAAAGAUGCCGAGGCGGCCGCUGAGGUUGCCGCCCAGAACGCGGAAGAUGCCGAGGCGCUUGCGAGUCAACACUCCGGCACGGAAAUCGAAGCGGCAGGGGUUCGAGUUCGUGUCCUUGCAAACAGCGUGCACACGGUGUUCGCUGAAACAACAUCUGCCAAGAACGCGACAGUUGCCGCGUAUCUUGCCGCAUCUGCGGCUGCGAGGGCUGCUGCGGAUCAUGUUGGCGAUGGACUCAUGCAAGCCCCACUGCAAAUUGCCCGCGAACAGUUGGCUGCUGCCGAAGCUGCGCUUGAGCUGGCCCAAGGCUCCUUGGCUGACGCCGAAGGCGCCCGGGAACGCGCGCAGAGCCACCAGGCCGAGGCAGAGAAGGCCGAGACCUCGGCUGCGGCAGCGGCUUGGGCCACGAAGGCGGAGGAGGCGGCGGGCGCCGCACGCACUGCAAAAGAAUCGGCGUCGCUUGCAGCGGCGGAGGCCCAGAAUGCCGCCGAUUAUGCGGGGGAGAAAGCGGACCACGCAGAGACCCAUGCGGGAGGCUCCGAUCAGGAGGAGCAAGCGGGGACGGUUCGCACCCUCGCGGGGCAGGCGCAAACAGCAGCUAGCAGCGCGGCCCAAGCGGCAAGUGAGGCCGCAGACGCGCACACAGCCGCAACUGGCGCAGCAAAUGCUGCGAGGGCCGCUGCAGAUUCGAAAGCCGAAGAAGAGGGCGCUGGGAAUGCCGGGGGCAGCGGCGCCGGCACUGGCGACGAUGCUGGGAAUGCCGGUGACAGCGGCGCCGACACUGGCGACGAUGCUGGGAAUGCCGGGGGCAGCGGCGCCGACACUGGCGAAGAAGCUGGGAAUGCCGGUGACAGCGGCGCCGACACUGGCGACGAUGCUGGGAAUGCCGGGGGCAGCGGCGCCGACGCUGGCGAUGAAGCUGGGAAUGCCGGUGAUAGCGGCGCUGA